Molecule: messenger RNA, 3896 nt
Organism: Diabrotica virgifera virgifera (western corn rootworm)
Lineage: Eukaryota; Metazoa; Arthropoda; Insecta; Coleoptera; Chrysomelidae
Gene: Mmp-1
Product: matrix metalloproteinase-14
Exons: 9
Coding region: 242-1852 (536 amino acids)
Biological process (GO): extracellular matrix organization; proteolysis; collagen catabolic process
Cellular component (GO): extracellular matrix
Molecular function (GO): metalloendopeptidase activity; zinc ion binding
Source: RefSeq, a predicted model, not a curated record
CUUCAGUGAUCUCCAAUCCGCCGAAGGAGUGACUGUCCGGUCAGCCCAUCGCACAAACCGCGGGUCCAAAACCAUCGUUUCCAAUACGCGAUUGAUGAAUUUUGGUCCCUAUUUUUUUUAAGUUAGAUUAGCGCACAUAGUUGAUGCUACCUCUUAUCUUAAUUUUAUCUUUGUAACGACUGAUAACACUUUUGGUUCAAUUAAUAAUUUUUAGUAUCCCCGUUCGGUUCGAGAAAUCAAGAUGCAGAUUAUUGUGAUUUUUUCUGUAAUUCUGUGUUCGUUAAAAUACACCUACACUGCCCCAAGUGACAGCAAUGCAUUGUUAUAUCUAUCCCAAUUUGGUUACCUCUCACCAACCAGGGGAAAUUCUAGUCAAUUAUUAGAUGAACGAACGUAUACGAAAGCCAUAGAGGAGUUUCAAGCAUUUGCUGGAUUAAAUGUUACGGGUGAACUAGAUGCAACUACUAAACACACGAUGACCUUACCAAGAUGUGGUGUUAAAGAUAAAGUUGGAACAGCAGACAACAGGGCGAAGAGAUACGCAUUACAAGGUAGUAGAUGGAAGGUAAAGGAUCUGACCUACAAAAUUUCAAAAUAUCCAAGCAAAUUAAAACGUGCAGAUGUUGAUUCAGAAGUACAAAGAGCGUUUGACGUAUGGACUACAUAUACCGAUUUGACAUUUACUCCUAAAAGUGGUCAAGUACAUAUAGAAAUUAGAUUUGAAUAUGGCGAACACGGAGAUGGAGAUCCUUUCGAUGGACCUGGUGGUACCUUGGCUCAUGCUUACUUUCCUGUUUUUGGAGGAGAUGCUCACUUUGACGCUUCAGAAUCAUGGUCUAUAAAUAGUUACAGAGGUACAAAUCUUUUCCAAGUAGCCGCUCACGAAUUUGGCCACUCUCUUGGUCUUAGCCACUCAGACGUUAGACAAGCUCUUAUGGCUCCUUUCUAUAGAGGAUACGCUCCAAAUUUUGAAUUAGAUAGUGACGAUAUUGAAGGGAUUCAAGCACUUUACGGACAGAAGACCAACAAAUUCCCUCCAAGAUUUGACGACGGUGAUCAGGACAGCGACUACGAUAAUAGCCAUAACGUACCUAAAACUAAACCUUCCGGAGGCUCAGAUCCAAGUUUGUGCGCCGAUCCGACCUUUGAUACCAUAUUUACUUCUGCAGAAGGAUACACCUACGUUUUUAAAGGAGAAAAGUACUGGAGACUGACUGACGAUAGUAUUGCACCUGGAUUUCCAAAAUUGAUUUCUGACUACUGGGUCGGAUUACCUGGUAAUAUUGAUGCUGCUUUUACCUACAAAAACGGAAAGACUUACUUCUUCAAAGGAUCUAAAUACUGGAGGUACAAGGGCAAGAAACCCGACGGCGAUUACCCAAAAGAAAUCUCUGUAGGCUUCACAGGAAUACCUGAUGAUGUAGAUUCAGCUUUAGUAUGGAGUGGUAACGGAAAAAUAUACUUCUACAAGGGCAGUAAGUUCUGGAGAUUUGACCCAUCUCAAAAACCUCCCGUGAAGAGUAACUACCCCAAACCCAUCUCCAACUGGGACGGAAUCCCAAAUAACAUUGACGCAGCCUUCCAGUGGACCAAUGGAUAUACUUACUUUUAUAAAAAUAAUGCUUAUUAUAGGUUUAAUGACAGAGCCUUCGCAGUAGACGUGACGACGCCGGCGUUCCCAAGGUCGACGGCGUACUGGUGGUUCGGUUGUAAGGACGCACCGGCUGGUACCAUCGGAUCUAGUGAGUCAAUGAGAGGAACACUGAUUGGUGAAGAGAGCUCAUAUCCGAAAUUUUUCGAUACUUCGAAUGAUAAUGAUACAGAGCACUACCGAGCCAACCCGAGGCAGUGAAGUCCAGCCGCAAACCAUUUCUUAUAAAUGUGCACCAUGACAUGUCCGAGUUACCACCGCAAGAAUUUUACAGCGGAAACGGAAAUAACCACGCUAGUCGCACAGGAAUUUCUUUUCUUCUAGUGACACUAGCGACACUGGCGGCAAUGUUUCUAGCUAGUGUUUCAUAGAAUAGACGAAGUGAUCUUUUCGUUUUAUAAACGAAGCCACUUUGACUGAGACUAUUAACAAUAUUGUGAUUUGAUUUAGGUUUUUAUUAGUUAGAAAGUGACAUUUACGUUUAUAUCAUCAAAUUCAUUGACGCCAAAUAAAUACACAUUACAAUAAUUUUAGUUAAAACAUGUAAAAAACCUAUUUUUUACUCAUAAGUUAAACUGUAAAAUACUACAAGAGUUAAGCUUCAUUUACAUUUGACAAGUUUACUGACUGAAAGUACUUCCGGCCGCUAAACUUGCCAUGUGUAAACAAUAGGCAAGCGCUUGCUAGACAGACCGACUAGUUUACUUGCCACUUGCCCACUAUUUGCUAAGCUAUCACCAGUAGCAAGAUAUCGUAAUGUUAGUUCUACUUAUGUUUCAGGACAAACAAGACUUCUCAUCCAUGUUUCAGACUUUGUAGGUUUAGAUUCAACUAGUUUUAACAGUUUUUGAAACUUUUAGUAAGAUAACCUCAUAAAAAUCCUUCAACUCUAUCUCCUUUACCAGUUGUUCUAAACACACCCAGAGUAUUUCUACGCCUUAUACAAUCUCUAAUCCAAACUCAUUUUUCCUGUUUUUCUUGCGUUGUAACAACUAUUAAACUAUUGGCAAUUUGACUUGCCAAAACAUUGACAGCUGCACGGACUACUGCACUUGGAGUCAUUUUCUUAUCUAACUAUUAGCAAAUAAACUUGAAAAUAUGAAGACGGAAAACCACAAGCAAAUGCUUUCAGCCAAUAAACUUGCCAAGUAUUACACUUGGCAAGUUUACUGGCCGAAGGUACCUGUAACCACUAAACUUGUUUGUGGUACACUGCCUAUAUAUUUUCCAGUUUAUUUGUUGGUAGUUAGAAAAGAAAAUGUCUCCACGUACCGUAGAGCGUGCUGCUGUUAGUGUUUUGGUAAGUGAAAUUGCCAAUAGUUUAAUAGUUAUGUUACAACUCAAGAAAAACAGAGAGACGAGUUUUAAUUUGACAUUGGAUAAGGCGGGAAAAUUCUCUGUGUAGGUCAGAACGACUGUUAAAGGAGAUAGCAGUUGCAGUUAAAGAUCUGCAUUCUUAUAGAAAUUUUUUGAGGUUAUCUUUUCAAAUUUUCAAAAACUGUUAAAACUAGUUGAACCUGUAAAUUCUGAGACAUGGAUCAGAAGUCCUGUUUCUCUUCAAAUAAAAGUAGUGACCGCAAGUUUAGUGGCCGCAAGUACUUUCAGCUAGUAAACUUGCCAAGUGUAAAUGAAGCUUAAAACUACCAAGUGGUACAAGUCAAGUUAUAAAAUUGAUUAAAUGUUUCUGAAUUCUCAACAUUUAAAAGAUCGGUUAACGCUGUAGAUUAUGUUGCAUAAUUUAUGAAAUGUCUUGCCUGUAUUUUUAGUUGCAUACUUUCAGCUUAGGUAGAAAAUAAACUCAUAUUUUAUUCUCUUAAAAAUACAGGUAGCGCUUUAAAUUCUAAAGUUGGGCUUUGCAAAUAUUCUCAAUCAAGAUUCAUAAGCAAUAUUUUUAUCAGAAGUGUUCUUUUGCAAAAAAAAUAUCACAUUAUUAUUCCUCAUGAUAAUUAUUAAAAUGCAUAUGUAAAUCAUCUCAUCUUCAUUUACCAUUGUGGUCUCAAUACCAUUUGCAAAAAUAAUUUUGUGUCCAUUUCAGUAAUCAGUAUGUAAUUAUUUAUUGUAAUAUAGAGAAGAAUUUUGUACUUAUACAUUUCGUUAAAUAUUUUGAAAACAUAAUUUUUGUUUUUAUGUUUUAUCAAACGAUAUUAAUAUAAAACUUUUAUAUCACAAGAACAAAUUUAUACGAUGAAGUAUGUAUUGUUAUUCUCAAAUUAGCAAUAAACCAAUAAAUUAUAUUUUCUAAUUA